This is a messenger RNA of Phycomyces blakesleeanus NRRL 1555(-), 807 nucleotides long. RefSeq lists its product as hypothetical. The record is from RefSeq and is a predicted model, not a curated record. Gene Ontology annotation, molecular function: D-mannose binding. Lineage: Eukaryota; Fungi; Mucoromycota; Mucoromycetes; Mucorales; Phycomycetaceae. The annotation marks the transcript as partial. The transcript is spliced from 7 exons. Gene Ontology annotation, biological process: endoplasmic reticulum to Golgi vesicle-mediated transport; Golgi organization; endoplasmic reticulum organization. Gene Ontology annotation, cellular component: endoplasmic reticulum-Golgi intermediate compartment; Golgi membrane; endoplasmic reticulum membrane.
UUAGAUGACGAACUUCAGAGUCGCUGGUUUGACUUUGGAGGCGAUACAAUCAUCAAUACCAACCGACAAAUUCGACUCACUAGUACCAAACCCUCCCAGAGUGGAUAUCUCUGGUCGAGAUUGCCCUUGACAGCUACAGAUUUCGAGAUUGAAUUCAAAUUCAAGGUUGCUGGAUCUUCUAGCCAUUUGUUUGGAGAUGGAUUUGCAAUGUGGUUGACAAAGCAGAGAGCUGUUACUGGGCCUGUAUUCGGUUCCGUUGAUUUCUUUAAUGGUCUUGGCAUAUUCUUCGAUUCUUAUGACAACGAGAGAGCUCAUCGCCACUCAUUCCCUUAUGUGAGAUCUAUGUUGAAUGAUGGUUCAAAGUCUUACGAUAACAGCCAAGAUGGUCGAAUGACUGAAUUGGCUGGAUGUGAGGCCAAUUUCCGUGAUAGAGAAUUCCCCACCAGAGGUAAAUUGACUUACCACAAGAACAACUAUGUUCAAUUGGAGCUUAUGUGGCGCGAGGAGGAUGUGUGGGAGGUCUGCUUCAAGCAACACAAGGUUGAAUUGCCUGAUCAGGUGUACUUGGGCUUUACUGCUCACACUGGUGAAGUCACAGACAACCAUGAUAUUAUCAGUGUCACAACCCGCACUUUACCUCCUAAACCUAUCGAAUCAUUACCCGAGGUACCUGUGACCAAGCCAAAGAAGAACUACGGUGGAGUCUGGUCAUUCUUGUUCAAGCUGGUGGCUAUCUGUGGUGCUAUUGGUGUAUUGUUUGUGGGUUAUCGCUUUUAUGAGAAUAAGAAUAGAAUGAAGCGAUUCUAA